This is a messenger RNA of Lindgomyces ingoldianus, 1250 nucleotides long. RefSeq lists its product as uncharacterized. Bases 32 to 913 code for a protein of 293 amino acids. The transcript is spliced from 3 exons. The record is from RefSeq and is a predicted model, not a curated record. Lineage: Eukaryota; Fungi; Ascomycota; Dothideomycetes; Pleosporales; Lindgomycetaceae.
AACUCUUCAGCUCUGCCACUAUCAUUGAAACAUGUCAGAACAAGAGGGAGUAGCCAAAUUGAUUCAGGAGAUCCCUAAAGACUACCAGAAUAUCAAGAACCCUGAAGACAUCCCUUGGUUCGUCAAGGAGUUGACGAACAUCAAACCAGACGCGCGGGAUCUCUUCGAGAAUUACUGUAAGAUCCCUUCUGAAGAUGUGGUUCCUCAUAUCAAACAGAUCAGAGAUAAGGCAUUCAAAGUGUAUCCCUAUCCAUGCUUGGGUCACUGGGGAUUCCUUGACCUAAGUAUCAGCCAAUCGCCCAAGUACGAUGAAAUCCUUCAACGCGUCAAGAAUGGCGACAACUACCUUGACCUCGGCUGCUGCUUUGGGCAAGACAUCCGGAAGCUGGUCCAUGAUGGCGCGCCAUCUGAGCAUACCUUCGGCAGCGAUCUGCAGAAAGACUUUAUGGAUCUUGGAUAUGAUCUCUUCCUGGACAAAUCCACUCUCAAAACCACUUUCAUUCCGGCAAACAUCUUUGAGGAGGGCACAGGCCUGAUGCAGCUUGUGUCCAAAAUUGACAUCGUCCAUGCUGCUUCCUUCUUCCACCUCUUCGACUGGCCGGAGCAGGUCCAGAUUGCUAAGAGACUCGUCACAAUCCUGAAAGCAAAACCUGGGUCGCUUGUAGUCGGACGCCAGAUUGGUCACACGGAUUCCGGAGAGCUUGCCCGCCAAAUCGAAUCAUCAAAAUCAAGAUUCAGGCACAAUGAAGCAUCAUUCGCUAGAAUGUGGAAAGAAGUGGGCGAGGCGACGGGGACUGACUGGUUGGUGGAUGCUCAUCUAGAAGCUGAGGACCUGGGCAAAAAGUCAAACUUCAAGUACAACUUCAUACCCGCUGGUACGAGAUGGUUGCGUUUUACCGUUUGCAGGCUGUAAGUGCGAAAAUUCGGGGAGGGUCUGAUGAGGUCUUGGCUUCAAAUUGCGUCUUGUCAUAUUGCGUCAAAUGUUCCAGCAGGUACUUCAACAUACCUGAAUUUGAAUAUCUCAAUUUCUUCCUGUAUCGCCUAGCGGCCUGAUCUCCCUGAGGAUCGAUAUUUGGCACUUACGUGCGGUUGGGAGGGAUCCUGGCAGUUAUCAUAUUUCAAGCGUUUCAGCAUCAAUUAUGCAAGCAUUAACCAUAAUAGACGAGGGGCUUUGAGAUAUCUACGGAUUAGAAAGUGGUAGAUAUGUGUCGAUGACCAAGGCAUGUCACUCAGUUUGUUCAAUGGACCAA